AUGCUCAACACUGCUGGCUUCCCAAUCAAGAAGUGGGCGUCGAACAUUCCGGAAGCUCUCGCCGGUGUUCCAACGGAAGACCUGGCCCUACAACCACUGCACGAUCUCCAGGACGGGCAGGCCGUUUCCACUCUGGGUCUUGUGUGGGAACCGAGAACCGACACAUUACGGUUCAAGGUCCAACUGCCACCACCGGCUGCGGUACUGACAAAGCGGAAAGUGAUGUCAUACAUCGCCCAAAUCUUCGACCCACUCGGUCUCGUGGGUCCUACCAUCGUAGUUGCGAAACUCUUCAUGCAGCGUUUGUGGGCGCUGAAACACAACGGAGAAACUUGCGAAUGGGAUUCACCGCUUCCGAUCAAGCUUCAACAGGAAUGGAAAGAAUUCCACUCCACGCUACACAUGCUAGGCGAGGUUCGAGUUCCACGAUUCGCAUCUCUUUCGAAUGUCAUCAACCUCCAGCUCCAUUUCUUCUCCGACGCCUCCAAGGGAGCGUAUGGCUCCUGCUGCUACGUACGAGCUGAAACAAGAGAUGGUGUGUCAGUGCAGCUGCUAACUGCGAAGUCAAAGGUAGCUCCACUAUCUAGCCGUCAUUCCAUCGCCCGGCUGGAACUAUGUGCAGCGCGACUGUCGACGCAGCUGUUCCAGAAAGUGUUGGCCGCCCUGAAGAUACCAGCUCCAGCUUACUUCUGGACGGACUCCACUACGGUUCUCCACUGGUUACGGUCACCACCUAACCGUUGGAAGGCAUUCGUAGCCAAUCGAGUGUCACAAAUCCAGCAUGCAGUUGCCGUGAGUCGCUGGAAACAUGUUCCUGGCAUCGACAAUCCAGCAGACGAUAUCUCACGGGGAUUGAAUCCAAUCGACAUUCUGCAAUGCAAGCGUUGGUGGAACGGUCCUGACUGGUUGACACGCUCUCCGGCGAACUGGCCGAAUCUCCUUCCGGUCGAUGAAGACGCCGAAGCUUCCACCGAAGAGAUGCGGAAGGUCCCAGUAGUUUCGAUGGGCGUCGUACAAAGCAAUUUCCACGACGAGCUGUUCGCCCGUUUCUCCAGCUUCUCUAAGCUUCGUCGUGUCAUUGCGUUCUGUUUGCGAUAUCUUCGAUCUUUGCAAGAACGCGCCAUGUUUCGCCGCACCGAUCCGGAAAAGUACAAUCAGCUCACCCUCAACGAUGGGGAAGUCGCUCCUCUUACCUCCGGAGAACUACAAACCGCGGAGGUGCACCUCUGUCGUCUCGCACAACGUCAGUCGUUCGCUGAAGAACUUUCGGAUUUGGCCAGCGGGGAAAGAGUCACCAAAUCGUCAGCGUUGAAAUGGCUGAAACCGUUCGUCGAUCAGAACGGCCUUAUUCGUGUCGGUGGCCGGCUGCGCAACGCCGCCCUCUCCGACUUCGUGAAGCACCCCAUCGUGCUUUCUGCCAAACAUCCGCUGUCGACUCUGCUGGCUGGUUUCUUUCACUUAAAGCUACUGCACGCAGGCCCUCAACUCCUGCUAGCCACGCUGCGCCAGAAAUACUGGAUUCUCGGCGGCAGAAACUUAACAAAAUCCGUCUUUCACCAUUGCCACACUUGCUUUCGUAGCAAGCCCACACUAGUCCAGCAGAGCACAGCGGAUCUACCGGCAUCCCGAGUCUCACCAACUCGACCUUUUUCCGUCUGCGGCGUCGACUAUUGUGGACCGUUCUUCAUCAAGCCAACCGUCCGCAAUCGUGCACCAACGAAAGCCUACGUAGCGGUCUUCAUCUGUUUUGCGACAAGGGCCGUACACAUCGAGCUUGUGAGCGAUCUUACCACAGCUGCAUUUCUAGCAGCACUUCGUCGUGUCGUCGCCCGCAGAGGAAGAAUCGCCGAGCUGCACUCGGACAAUGCGACGACGUUCAAGAGUGCGUCUCACGCACUCAACCGCGUCUACCAAAUGCUGAAGGUGGACAAUGCCGACCGAGAUAGGAUCUUCAAUUGGUGCUCCGAGAAUGAGAUUCGGUGGAAAUUCAUCCCGCCGAGAGCGCCACACUUCGGAGGCCUGUGGGAGGCCGCCGUCAAGUCAGCGAAGAAGCACCUGCUCAAGAUUGUCGGCAACAGCAGCAUCGCCUACGAGCCGAUGGUAACUCUUUUGGCCCAGGUCGAGAUGUGCCUGAACUACCGUCCGCUGACGCCGAUGCCGAGUGAGCCGUCGGAUCUGGAGGUCUUAACACCAGGACACUUUCUCGUCGGGUCUAACCUGCAAGCGGUACCCGAAGUUGACCUACGUGAAAUUCCCGAUAACCGUCUGGAAUCGUACGAGCUUGUCCAGAAGCACCUGCAGAACAUCUGGGCUCGCUGGUACCCGGAAUAUCUUCAGCAGCUGCAGUCCCGAGCUACCAAGGGCUGCAAUCCUCCGGUCGCCGUUGAGGUCGACCGCAUCGUCGUCAUCAAGGAGGACAAUGUCCCUCCUGCCAGCUGGCCGUUCGGAAGGAUUAUCAAGCUACAUCCGGGCAAGGAUGGUGUCGUCCGAGUAGUGACACUACGGACUGCACCGGGAAAGGACAUCGUUCGUGCGGUUGCGAAGAUCGCCCUACUGCCGUCACCAGAUACAAGCCUAUAA
This is a messenger RNA of Aedes albopictus (Asian tiger mosquito), 2580 nucleotides long. RefSeq lists its product as uncharacterized. Gene Ontology annotation, biological process: DNA integration. The coding region runs from base 1 to 2580 and encodes 859 amino acids. The record is from RefSeq and is a predicted model, not a curated record. The transcript has a single exon. Gene Ontology annotation, molecular function: nucleic acid binding. Lineage: Eukaryota; Metazoa; Arthropoda; Insecta; Diptera; Culicidae.